Molecule: messenger RNA, 899 nt
Organism: Notothenia coriiceps (black rockcod)
Lineage: Eukaryota; Metazoa; Chordata; Actinopteri; Perciformes; Nototheniidae
Product: kinesin-associated protein 3-like
Exons: 2
Biological process (GO): microtubule-based movement; cilium organization
Cellular component (GO): ciliary transition zone; kinesin II complex; axoneme
Molecular function (GO): kinesin binding
Source: RefSeq, a predicted model, not a curated record
UCAUUGUUUUCACAUCUGCUGUUCAUCUUCACCCAAAGCAAAGUGACUGCGGGCAGUCUGGAUGUGCACCCCACAGAGAAGGCCCUGGUGGUCCACUACGAGGUGGAAGCCUCUAUACUGGCCGAGGGAGGAGGGCAUAUGCUGGGUGAGCGGAAGGAGGGACAAAAAAUUAUCCGAGUGAAGAGUCUGUCUCCGAGUACAGAUGUGGGGGCUUUGGCAAAGAAAGUGGUGGAGGAGUGUAAACUCAUCCCUGCUUCCCGUUUGCCCCAGGUGGAGCAGCUCCUCUACUACCUGCAGAACAGGAAGUCAACUCCUGUGGAGGGCAAAAGUCAGUCAUGUCUUCUUUUUUCCAACCUUGCUGUUGAGUCUCAACAUAUCCCAUAGUUCACCAUCAAAGUUAGAUGCAAACCCAAUAGACAAAUUCAGUUUACUUGAAGCAUCUACAGUGGCACAGAUGAAGGUUGUGUCUUGUUUUUCCAACCCAGUUUAGAUUCAACCACGGCAACUUCCGCAUUAACGUAGCUCUGCGUAAAGAGAAAGUCGCCAUUAACGCUGAAGUAAUAUCACGUCUACUCUAGCUUGAUAAAAAAACGACAUGGGCUGUAUAUCAGUCAGUGCUUCAUAGAAGAUGAAAACGCGCUUUUUUAAUAUGAAAGAAGAUCAAAGUUAUGCAUAGCUGAGUAAAUGUUAAUAUUAUUUUUUAUAUUAAUUCACCAUGGAUUUUAAAAUGAUAAGCUAGAGCAGUGGUUCUCAACUGUCAGGCCUCGGGACCCACUUUUUCCUUAGUCAAUAGAUCGCAACCCGAAAUUUUUAACCACUCAAAUCUUUUCAACAAAAAAUCAUGCAGUAAUAUAUACGCUUUUCAGCAUACAUUAUUAGUUACAGUGAAGUACAGUGCA